This is a messenger RNA of Ostreobium quekettii, 1839 nucleotides long. Lineage: Eukaryota; Viridiplantae; Chlorophyta; Ulvophyceae; Bryopsidales; Ostreobiaceae. The record is from the annotation of a GenBank genome assembly.
AUGGCGGAGGCUGCAGGCAGGCGCGACCACAGCUGCGGGACAUGGGAGAACUUCCCUGCCGGGCUGCGGGUGCUCGUGGUGGACGACGACUCGCUGUGCCUCAAGGUCAUCGAACAGAUGCUGCGCAGCUGCAAGUACGAAGUUACGACGUCGAUCACGUCGAUGGGGGCCCUGGAGCUGCUGCGCGACCGGAAGAAUGACUUUGACCUCGUCCUGUCGGACGUCUUCAUGCCAGACAUGGACGGCUUCAAGCUGCUGGGGAGGAUUGGGCUGGAGCUCGGCAUUCCCGUCAUAAUGAUGUCGUCGAGCGGGGACACGGACGUCGUUCUCAAGGGGGUGACCCACGGGGCGGUGGACUUCCUCAUCAAACCGGUCCGCGUCGAGGAGCUGCGCAACGUGUGGCAGCACGUGAUAAGGAGGCGAAAGGACGUGGCCAAGGAGCCAGAUGUGGAAGAGGGUGCGAAGAGAGACGAAGGGUCUGGCGGGGACAGCUCCAGAAAGAGAAAAGAAAUUGGAGGCUGCAGGGAUAGCAAGAGAGACGAUGGCUACGCAACAAAGAAACCCAGGGUCAACUGGUCAGUGGAGAUGCACCAACAGUUUGUCAAUGCAGUCAACCAGCUGGGCGUCGACAAGGCCGUGCCAAAAAAGAUACUGGAGCUGAUGACUGUGAAGGGGCUGACCCGGGAGAAUGUUGCGAGCCACUUGCAGAAGUACCGCCAGACAUUGAAGCGCCUGAUGGGCGUGCAGAGAGCAGGGAGGGUGUGCCCCAUCCCGCAGCAGGCUUCGGCAGCAUCACAGCCAGGCAGCGAGGCGGCUGGCACCACAGCCUCUGUGCCCAUGGGAGCGCCUGCGGCAGCACUCCUGACUGGCCAGCUGCCAGGGGCCCCUGGCUUUCUGGGCUCCUUGCCACAGGGGAUGGGCAACCUAUUGCCAGCGUUGACUGCUCUGAGCUCCAACCCCAACCUUUCCAACAUGCAGCUCCAGCUGCAGAACAUGACGAUCCAAGGACUGCCUGCCCUAGGUGGCUUGGAUGCCCACUCGGUGUUGCCAUCUGGGGGCAUGCUGCCGGCGGGCCUGGGAUUGGGAAUGGGCAUGGGGAGCCUCCAAGCCCAAGCACAGGUCCUGAUGAGCAUGGGCCUCAUGGCCCAUGGGGUGCCACAGCAGGAUGGAUGCGCUGCACAGCAGCAGCAGCAGAUGCAGAAUCAUCACCAUGGCAUGAGCCGGAGCGCAUCUGUCCCUGCCAACGAGAUGGCCACCAUUGCUGGUGUCCAGCACUUGAGGAGAAAUCGCUCUGCAGUCUUGCCAACCACGGCAGAGGUUGUCCCUCAGGGCAGUGUGCCAGCGUCAACUAAUUCCACAGUCAACCCUGCCCCCAUUCCCAUCUUGUCCUCCGUGGAUGGUGGUGCGAUGCCAGGUGCCGUGUCUCUCAUGGGGGGCCUCAAUGUGGGUGCAACACAUCCAGAAGAUGCCUCUCCACACUGCAGGCCACAGGACCAGGCUGGUGCAGCUACAGCCGCCAGUGCUGGGCUGCUGGAACUGCAGGUGAAACAGGAGGAACCUGGGGUGCGGCCACCAGCCACUGGCCAAGCCCCAGAUGGAAGCCAUCCUGCCAAGGUCCUUGGGGGAAUGGGCACUGGCUGCGGCUUCAUGGCUGACGAGGCCCUGCUGGGGGCCAUUGGUAUGGAUGGGGAACUGACAGCGUUCAAUGAUGAGGAUUACCCUGGAUUUGGGGAAGCAGCAGGGAUGCCCCUGGAGGAGAGCAAGGACACGGGGAUGGAAGAGUUCCUUAACGACUUCCUCAGAGACAUGAAUGUUGGCAAGGGUGGCAUCGGACAGUAA